Messenger RNA from Prorocentrum cordatum, 1498 nucleotides. NCBI's taxonomy places the organism in Eukaryota, Dinophyceae, Prorocentrales, Prorocentraceae. The record is from the annotation of a GenBank genome assembly.
GUGUGUGUGUGUGUGUGUGUGUGUGUGUGUGUGUGUGUUUGUGCGUGUGUUUGAAUCUGUAUGUGUAGCAGUGCAGCACGCAUUGGACAUUAUAUCGGCUCUAGAACCAACCAUGCUGUCUCGCCUUUUCCGUGCACAUUGAAGUUUAGCGGACUUGCAUGGUCCGUUUUCACGAAAUUGUUGCCGAGUUUCUCGGGACAUUUAUCCUCGUACUCACGGUUGGUUGCAAUGUCCUCAGUGGCAAUACUGCCUGGGGUGGAGUUUCAGUCGGUAGCGCUCUGAUGGUCUGCGUCUACGGCCUGGCACCUAUUUCUGGUGCAAACUUCAAUCCUGCAGUAUCAGUGGCCCUGGGUCUUGUGUCGAGCAUGGGUCUCGCCGACUUCGAGUUUCCUUGGAAGAAGGUUGUCAUUUACACGUCGACGCAGUGCCUGGCCGCGGUCGUGGCGGAGCGAGGUCCUCCUCGGGAUCGCCGCGCCUCCGCAGAGGAUGCCCCGCCGAGGCCGCCGUGGGCCACGCGGCCCUCUUCCGGAACUCCUUCCGCCUGCAGCCCGGCGCAGGCUUCGGCUGGGUCAACGCUGGACUUGUGGAGUUCUUCUACACCUUCAUGCUGUGCUUCGUCGUGCUCAACGUUGCCGUUAGCACGUCGGCCAGGAAGGACCAGAAUCAGUUCUUCGGCCUGGCCAUCGGCUUCGUGAUCGUCGCCGGCGCCUAUGGAGGAGGCGUAGUGUCCGGGGGAUGCGGGGGCUGGUGGGUCGACGGGCUGCCCCUGGCCUGGGCGCCCUCAGCCGAGCAGCGGAGGGACGGGCAGGUUGGGACCCGGUCAAGAACCACGGACGUCGUCGGCCCUCGGCCCUGGGUCCUCGGCCCUCGGCGAGCGCGCGCUCGGCCCUCGGCCGGCCUUCCAGGCUUCAACCCCGCGUUGGCCCUGGGCGCCCACUUUGCGAUCGGCUUCGACGGCCAUCUCGCUUACCUCGUCUACGCCUUCUGCCAGCUGCUGGGUGCGGGGGCGGCCGCCCGGCUCUUCAAGGUGGUCCGGCCCUGGGACUUCGGGGGCGCCGCCGCCGCCGCCGGCGGCGCGCAGAAGGCCCCACAGCUGGUCGCGGAGUUCCUCGGCAGCUUUGUGCUCGUGCUGACGGUCGGGCUGAACGUGCUCGGGCAGUCGACGGCCGGGGCGUUCUCGAUCGCCGCGGCCCUGAUGUCCAUGAUCUACGCCCUCGGCGACGUCUCGGGCGCGCACUUCAACCCCGCGGUCACCGUGGCCGUCGCCGCCAUUGCGCAGCACAAGCCGAAGGAUGUGAUCCCGUACGUCGCUGCCCAGGCCCUUGGGGGCUUCUCCGCGGCCCUCACGUACAGCCUGAUCUACGCCGGCGCUGGCUUCCCGCUGACGUCCGACCCGACGUGGGCCCGUAUCGCCCUCGCCGAGGCAACGAUAGCGCUGGCGGAGCCGUUCAAGAUUGAUCACUCCUCUGGGAAACCGUUCAAGCGCGUCUUCACCUGA